Vitrella brassicaformis is the source of this 3177-nucleotide messenger RNA. The record is from the annotation of a GenBank genome assembly. NCBI's taxonomy places the organism in Eukaryota, Vitrellaceae.
GGAAGUUUAGGCAACAAAGAGACCGACCUGCAGUAGGAAACGUCCAUCGACAGUUCGCCGCAACCUUCCACCCCCAUACAUGGCAAAGCGAUCAUCGGAUCUGAUCAAGGCGGCCUUUCUAAGCAUCUUCUCUCUCGCGUCAGCUUUCCGGAUCCUGCCUCAUCCUGCAAGAACGAGGGCACCACUGGACAGGCGGUGGCAUGCGAUGGCGAUGAGUGCGCUGCCCAUGUCUGAUGACGCCUUGCACCUCGACCUCUUUGAGCGCACCUGGCAAUCGUUGGACUGGCGUGUCGUCAUGGCGAGCCUGGCCGAGGCCGCCUCCACUUCGCCCGGCAGACGGCUGGCUCGUAGCGCGUCCUUUGCAGGAUCUCACGACGAGUGCCUGGUUCUAUACGAGCAGGUCGGGGAUGUACGGCGGCUAUCGGAGCAGCUUCCCUUCGCCACCUCCCUUGAUAUAGGUACAUGCACAUGCAGGUCCACAGCAUUGACAUCAUGGACGCUUUUUCGUGCUGUGCAGAGCAUCUGGUGAAUGUGAGUGACGAGGGAAGGGCGCGUUCAUCUUUCAGCCUGCCUGAUCUCUAUCGGAUUGGCACAGCCCUGGACGAUGUGACGCAUCUGAAGGGCUGGUUGAGCGCCGCGCAUGACCGCUUGGUUGCCGCGGCCAAGAGAGAGAGUGACAGGGGCAUCGGCUCGCUGCUGGAGUUAAUGGAGCCCGUGCAGCUUGACAGCGAGCUGACAGAUCUGUUCAAUGGAGCCUUUGAGGGUGAAAAGCACAUACAGUACUUCACCGUAUGAGGAUCAUCCAUUGUUCGAUUGUCCCCCUCUGUUUCUUUCGCCAGGGAGUGAGGACAGUCCCGUGCUAUCUGGCAACAGGUUUCCCGAGCUGCGCCGUCUGCGCGAAUCAAUCGCCCGGCUGGAGAUGUCCUUGCAGGUGACAGAUCUCGUCGAUGCACUUCUGAGCUCUUCACAGGAGGGCCGUGUGAUUGUGUCUGCAGGCGCGCAUCGAACAGAUUGCCCGGCGGCCGGAGUUGCAGCCGAAGCUUGCCGACGGCUCCGGGGGCAAAUGGAGCCGAACAGAUACUGGCCGCUUCGUGAUUGCCGUCCAGCGACGCUACAGGAAAGGACUGGGGAUCUCCCAUGACUUCUCCGGGAGCGGCAAGACAGUCUACCUCGAGCCCGCAGAGCUCGUGGAGCCCACCAAUGAGCUGAUGGAGGCACGAAUGUCUCUGCGCAGCGAGGGGGCCCGGAUUUGCUCAGAUAUGUCGUGGAUGGUCACAAGACAUGCCGUCGCCAUCGCCAAUGCAGUCGAGUGUGCUGGGAGGGUGGACCUUGCUCAGGCAAGGUAUCUGCUGGGAGAGAAGAUCGGCGGCACCAUACCAACUGUCGGCACUGAGGGGAAGAUCCACAUCGAUCAGUCCAGGCACCCAGUCCUGGCUCUGCGCGGCGUCGAACCCACAGCCAAUGAUAUCUCGCUCGGCUUCGACUAUGAUGCUCUUGUGCUCACGGGGCCGAAUGCGGGAGGGAAGACGGUCGUCCUCAAGACUCUGGGCCUGUUUGCGCUGUUUGUGCGGUAUGGCCUUCCCGUGCCGGCAAUGGAUGGAGCACGGGUGGAUUGGUUCAACCCCAUCCUGGCUGACAUUGGUACGCUCACAUUCACGCACAACGUUGCGCACAGAGGCAGGCACAUCACGAGAUGACAUUGUGAUGUACGUAUCAUCUUCGCGUGUGUGCAUUCCAAUGGCAUGCAGGCGACCUUCAGACAGUCACCGGAGACGUCAGCACCUUCUCGGGCCACCUGCUCGUCUCUAAGGUGAUGACGAGCAAGCAGGAUCAAUAAUGUCAGUCGCACAUCCCUGUCUGCAUAUGCUCGCUUGUACAGGCUGUGCUUGAGCGUGCGGGUCGUGGUGCGCUGGUGCUGAUGGACGAGAUGGGGACGGGCACAGACCCUUCCCAGGGAGCCGCACUCGCGCAGGCGCUGCUCGAGACCCUGGUCGACAGCGGCUGCAAAGUCGCCCUCACCACUCACUUCUCUCAGGCAAGCGCACCAUAUAUACACAAGACCCACCGAUGACAUACGUCAUUCCUAGUACGCCGUUGCUCUCUGUGUGCCCCCCUUCGCCUCAUUCGAUCGAUCAGCUCAAGGAGCUCGCAGCGAGUGAUCGCCGGUUUCGCAUUGGUGCGAUGGAGUGGAUGCAGGGGCGGCCCACCUACCGCCUCAAGCUGGGCAUGGUUGGCGAGUCGUUGGCACUGGACGUCGCCGAGCGGCUGCGGCUGCCGAGCAGUGUGCUCGAUCGUGCGCGGUUGCUCCUCGAUGAGGACACGCGGCGGCUGACUGAACUGGUCAAGGAGCUGGAGCACGAAAAAGAGAGUGUGAGGUCGCUCAAGCAGGAGCUUAAGAGGGAGACCAAGAGGACGGAAGCGCUGCAGAGGGAGCUGGAGGUCGCCAAGGAACAAGUGGAGCAAUCGAAAGAGGAGGUCAGGAGACGGAUAUCCAUAAAUGCAUACGCCAGCGAUCUAAGUGAUGUAUUGUGAAUGUACCGACCCGUGGGUGCAUAUCGUGCAUGUGUGCAGGUGUUGUUCGAGACGGCCAAGAUCCGACUCGCUACUCUGGAGUCCGAGGAGGGCGAGCUGCGAUCCCUUGUGUCGCGGCUGAAGGAGGAGGAGGACCUCAAGCUUGCCGAGGCUGCUCUGCGCGAGGCGGAACGGCUAAAGCUGAUCGCCAAGGAGAAAGUGGACAAGGGCAGGAAACUGCCAACCGGAUGGGUGAAGGCGGCAAAGGUGGACAAGGGCGAUGAGGUGUAUGUGCUCAAAGGCCCGCUAGCCGGCAAUCGCGGCAAGGCAGUCAAGAGGGGGGGGCGCGGCGUGGUGACAGUGCGUGUGAAUAAGGGCGGGGGGCGGGAUGUCAAUGUGGAGAUGCCUCCGGACUACCUCGCCGUGAGGCGGACGGCCGCCAGUGGCGGCAAGGGCGGGGAAAAGGGGGCGAGGGGAGGCGCGAGUGCUCUGGAUAAGCGAGUGCUGGAGAUAGAGAGGAAGAAGGCACUGCUCUUCGGAGGGAACAAGAGAUAGCUAGUCUCCAUGCAUCUUAUACCGACGCUCUUUGUCCAUCUCUUUCUGCCUACCACUAUCACAAGGCAGACUUCCUGUCCUGCUCAAACUUUCGGUGGAGCUCCUUGCGCC